Molecule: messenger RNA, 867 nt
Organism: Parasteatoda tepidariorum (common house spider)
Lineage: Eukaryota; Metazoa; Arthropoda; Arachnida; Araneae; Theridiidae
Source: RefSeq, a predicted model, not a curated record
AUUGCAUUGCAAUAUGUGAUGAAGAUAGAAAUGACUGUGUCAAUGGAGCAAAAUGCAUACCACUAGGAAAUCAACGUUUUUGCAACUGUUUGAAAGGAACAUAUGGAGACAAAUGUCAAUACAUGGGGGAUUGCAAUGAAAGAUACAAUUUAAAAUGCAAUUAUAAGAAUGGUGAAAUUUGUGCAUAUAACACGACGUCGGAGGAAUCGGAAUGUUUAUGUCUCGAGAGUGGAUUACACUACGACACUGAACAAAGAAUGUGUAGAAAAACAUGCAUGGUAGGAAAUCAUGAUUGUAGAAAUAAUGCUACCUGUGAAAGGGUCAGUAACUAUGGUUUCUGUGAAUGUUAUCCGGGUACUUCUGGACAUGAAUGUGAAAUAGUUGAAGGAUGCGAUCUCAUAAACUGCAAUAAUACAGGUGCAAGAUGCGAGUAUAACAGAUUUUUUAGAAAAGCGGAAUGUGUUUGUGAUGAUGGUCUGAAGUAUGAUGAAUCUAUAUCUCUAUGUAGAGAAACAUGCAACAAAAAUAGAGAUGACUGUAGAAAUGGUGCGCAUUGUAAUUACAUUGGAUCCUAUUACUUUUGCGAAUGUCUUCCAGGAAUUUCUGGACAUCGUUGUGAAAAAGUCGAAGAUGAACGUGAACACAGUCCAUUAUUACUCAUAAUACUAUGCAUCACAUCAGGAUUUCUUUUGCUGUCAACAAUCACUCUUGUCACUGUUUUCAUAAAAUUUCGGAGUGGGAGAAACAAGAAAUGAAGGAAGAUGUUUCUUUAUUCGCAUUUAAGAAAAUCGCAUUUAAGAAGAUCUUUUCCGCAUUUAUGAAAAUUGUAUUUGAAAUUUGAAUAAAAUAUGUUUCUAUCCAAAUCAA